Molecule: messenger RNA, 1308 nt
Organism: Penicillium paradoxum
Lineage: Eukaryota; Fungi; Ascomycota; Eurotiomycetes; Eurotiales; Aspergillaceae
Product: MFS transporter
Exons: 4
Coding region: 1-1308 (435 amino acids)
Biological process (GO): transmembrane transport
Molecular function (GO): transmembrane transporter activity
Source: RefSeq, a predicted model, not a curated record
AUGCCACAGGCACUAGUUUCAAGAACUGGAAUAGCCUACGAAGAUAGAGAGUAUUGGAACAGCGUCCUCCUCAUAUCAGAAGCCGUCUCGGCACUUGCAUGCAGCCCAAUAUUCGGAUACAUGCUAGACGUCUCUGGAACACGCCAGGGCCCAUAUCUAUCCGGGCUGGUGUUAUUAUUUGCCUCUAUGGUUAUCUUGACUGCUUCGCAUUCCGUGGCAUGGUAUGUGGCGGCGAGGGUUCUCCAGGGUGCCGCCACGGCUAUGGUCUCGGUAGCAGGUCUCUCCAUCGUGACGGACGCAGUUGAUAGAGGAAGCCUGGGACAAAUGAUUGGGUAUAUUGGCACGGCCAUGACACUAGGCUUUAUGUCUGGUCCACUGCUGGGCGGACUGAUCUACGAGCUUGGAGGAUUCUAUGCCGUUUUUGGCACGGCGUUCGGCAUUGUCGCUAUUGAUUUCUUCCUGCGAUUGGCAGUUGUUGAGAAAAGAACGGCGGAACGCUGGCUGUGUCUUACCGAUGGUGAACAGCCAAGUGAGGAGAAUGGUCAUGUUUCGGAGCAGCCACCUUAUGGGACCAUUGGGACUACAGCCACCGGCGCUCAUACUGCUACGGGAAUGUCUAAAGGCACUUUUGCGCUGGGCAAGCUUUUGAGACAGCCACGGAUUAUCAUUAGCCUGUGGGCGGUUAUUGUUGGAGCCCUCGUGGUGUCAGCAUUCGAUGCAACGCUUCCGAUUUUCGUGGAGAAUACCUUCCAAUGGGGUGUCCUAGGCGCGGGUCUGAUAUUCUUACCAGGAGCUUCGGCGGCGAUUCUUCAGCCAUUCUUUGGAUUCCUAUCCGACCGUGUCGGGUCAAGGAUUAUAACAUUCACGAGCUUCGCCAUUCUAGCCCCGAGCCUGAUCUUUCUUCGUUUCGUCGAGCACAAUUCACCAUCCCACAUAGCUCUUCUUUGUGUGAUUCUUGUGAUUGUCGGUAUGUGCAUUGACCUAAGCGAGCCAGCAUUGCUAGUGGAGAUGCAGCGUGUCCUGAACGACAUGGAAGCCGAAGACCCCGAAGUCUUUGGCCGCAGAGGCGCCGUGGCACAAGCCUUCAGCCUAGAAAAUAUGGCACAUUUUGGCGGGUUGGCAUUGGGGCCUAUGGUAGGUGGAUUUGUGGAGUUUAAGUAUGGUUGGAAGGUUAUGACUCUUGGGCUGGGGGUUCUUUCUGCGGUUACUGCAUUGCCUACGUUAUGGCUCAGUGGUCCUAUAGCUCCGGACACAUGGUCUGAGUCUGCCGAUGACGAGAUGGAACGGGAGCCUCUGUUGCCGGAGUAA